GCGAACAGUCUCCUGCACUGCAUACUAGCCAUUAAACGUCUUCUGAGCUAUCUCCAAAUCCACACGUGCACACAGAUGAAGAGGGAAAGGGAAGAGGUAUCUGCUAACAGAAGAAGAUAUAAAGUUACAAGAAUUUCAGCAGAUGAAGGUGGCAAUUAGAAAUGAGCUUCAUGGCAAUAAAGAUCAAUAUUUUAAAAAUAUUAAAGAAAAACUAAAGAAGAAUGGAAUCAUCCUCAGAAAUGAAUUAAAAAAUUUGCUGCAUUUAUGUCAGAAUUCAUCUGAUGUGGAACUAGCCAGAAAAAUUAUUUACAGGUACCAUGAACAGAAUAGAAUCACAGCCUUACAUAAUUUUAAAUUUGGGCCACUCUUUAUGAGACUGUGUUAUGAGCUAGACCUUGAAAGACCUGCAGUAGAACUUAUCAAAGAUCAGAAUUUGCAUGGAUUUUUCUCAGACAGUACAUCAUUCCAUAUUUUGAUGACUAUGUUGUUUAAAAAGGGCCAUUUUGAAAGUGCUUUGGAAGUUCUGGUGGAAAUGAAAAAACAAGGUAUACCUUUCAACAAAGAAACCUAUCUACUUGCAGUUGCAAUAUGCUAUAAACUGGGCAGCCCAGAGUCUUCCAAAAUCUCUGCGAGAUUGCUUGAAGAAGCACAGCUAAAAGGUGACACGUUGCCACUGCGAGCGUACUGCUUUGCAAUGGCAGCUGCUCUCAAGCAGAACGAUGUAGCACAAGCCAAAUUUUACUGUUCCCAGAUAAUGAGAACAGAGAACAAACUGUACAAUAAUCUUAAAGUCCUUGUCCAGCUCAGAUCUGGUUUGCUAAAAGAAGUAAUAAAUACAUUAGAGGCAGCAGUGGAAGUAGAUACACCUCCCUUUGUGAAAAGAACUGAGUUUUCAGAGCAGGUGCUGGCUACAGUCAGGGAAAAGAUGGAAGAGAGCCCUGACCUUUCUGUCAAAUUAGGAAAUAUUUAUACGAAACUACAAGCUUCAGGACAGAUAACCAUGUGCACACUGGAAGACAUGCUUUUCCAGAUUCCUAGUUCAAAGAAGACCACUGCAAAGCUUUUAAAUCAGAAGCAAUUGGGCUGUCAGGGUACUAAUCUCCUUUGGUCAAAUCUGUUGUUAGGAUAGCUCAGUAUUUGAUGCCAAACUGAACUGCUGAUAGUAUCUCUUAUAAUCCAGGUUCAAAUAAAAUAUCUUUUCCCUUUCUACACAGUGGGAGUUUUAAGUUGUUUGUAUAAAAUUUCAUUUUAAAUACUGAUCACGUAGCUUCUAUGUUUCAAUUUUGAUCCUAAAAACAAGCUGCAACAGUGGAUAUUUGUGUGUUGUUCAGAAAUAGGAGUGAUAGAAAGAUUUUACUUUUUCCUUAGGCUUUUGUAUCAGGAUUUUCUUAUGCUAAAUAUUUUGGAAGUGAAUGGAUGGAAAUGAGCAAAGCAAGCAAAAUGGUAUGAGUAUCUGACUUGACUUCUGUGGUUCAUGAGAAGAAAAUUUGGUCUUCAUCAAGUUAAAUGUUCUGACUAAAAGGAUAGAGGCAGGCAAGAGUCCAGAGCAUGGAAGUGCUUGAACUGUUAACUCAAAGUCCAUAGAUCUCAGGAGAAUCAGGGGGAAGCAUGCAUCUUUUGUUCACUUUAAUAUCUUUUUAUUCUAAAGAAAUAUAUUAGCAUUUUUUUCCUAUCAACUGGGAUCAUGGAAAUGCCGUGGGAAUUCGCGUGGUAACCAAUGGGUUUUUUUCUCCCUUGAAGGAGAUUCCUGAUCAAAAGUCACUCUCAAGAGUGAGUGACUGCACAAAUUGCUUUCUUCUAAUUUUUCUGGUAUUAAGAUUCCCAGGAUAAGCCAAUCUUGAUGCAAAUUUCCAACUAAUUCAUAAAAAGUUUUUAGAGCAGUUAUGAUCACAUUUUUAGCUAUAAUUACACCAUCUGCAUUGUUUACUCUAUUUUUGGAUUGAAAAAAAAGUACAAAGAAGCCUUUCUUUGUCCAGCUUUAAUGACUCUAGAUUAAAUGUGCUGGACUCUAGCGUUAAAAAGCUGUUUGUGUCUGUGAGUCCUGUGUACCCAAGAAUCUGAACUUACUCACCAUCCAGAAUAGAAGGAAUUGGAAACAGAUAUGCCUUGGCUAACAUUCUUGUGCCUUUGGGUGCCUUUGCAUGUGAAGUGAUGAACACAUUGAUAAAAGAACUUGGCAGCCUUGUGAACUGACAACUAGGUGGAACUCAACUUGAUACUUGCCAACUUGGGCUGCAUUAUCUCUCCUCUACCUUCUGUUUUUUAUUUUGUCUCUGCUCCACUCAAGCAAAAGUCAUGGCUCAGGGUAUAUUUUCUGUGAAUAAAUAUCUUCAUCUGUAUCACUGAAGCCAUUGAGACACCGAAGAAACGAGAACCCAUCCAUGCUUCAAAACAAAUGUGGCUUCAGGCUGUGGGAUGUUGCCUUCUGAAGCUCUAGCUCUGAAACUUAUUUCUUUUGUCACAGUGUGUCUUGUUAAUAUUUAAAAUUAUUUUUAAAAUAUUUUAAAUAUUAAAUAUAUUUUUAAAAUAUAUUAUAAAUGUUGAAUUUAAAAUGUACAAAACUGUUACAAAGUAGAUGGAAUUUCAUGCGAGUGAAGAAUAAUGUGAAGUGUGUAUCACACUUCUGUGAAUUGUGUGUACCCUUUUUAUGAUUGGUGGCAUAAAGUACUACAUACAUUAAUCUAAAAACACAGCUAUUACUUUUUCUGUAAUAUUGUGUAGUAUGUAAUUCCACGUGUAGUUUCCUUUCAUUGAAAAUUCAUUCAACAGAUGUAACCCUUGAGAAGUUCUCAAUCUUUUCUCCACAAAUAAAUUUAAUAUGAUAUUUGUAAAGGCUGCUUGCAGUGUAGCAAGGAUUAGUGGUAAAAAAUUUAAUUACUGUUCAGUUUACUCUGUAUGGACAAGAAAACUGUCUGGUGUCAUCCAGUACAAGUGGGACAGCUGUUGUGUUGAAAGUGUAUAAAUGCCACAUUUUUAAAGAGAGUUUGACCCAUUUAGCUCUGCAUAGCAAAUAAAUAAGGUCAGUUCUGUUUAAUUUCCUAACUUGGCACUUUAAAACUUGUAUGAAUUGCAAGAAGUUGUAACGUCCUAGGACUGUCAUGUGUACUUGUUCAUUCUAAUUGUUUAGCUUCCUAACUAAGGCUGUAUCCUACCUGCAACUGAAGUAAUCAUAACUCCUAUUAAAAUUGUCAAAAUA
Zonotrichia albicollis (white-throated sparrow) is the source of this 3196-nucleotide messenger RNA. RefSeq names its product pentatricopeptide repeat domain 2 (gene PTCD2). NCBI's taxonomy places the organism in Eukaryota, Metazoa, Chordata, Aves, Passeriformes, Passerellidae. Gene Ontology annotation, cellular component: mitochondrion. Gene Ontology annotation, molecular function: RNA binding; protein binding. The record is from RefSeq and is a predicted model, not a curated record. Gene Ontology annotation, biological process: mitochondrion organization; multicellular organism development; regulation of mRNA processing.